Molecule: messenger RNA, 813 nt
Organism: Ipomoea nil (Japanese morning glory)
Lineage: Eukaryota; Viridiplantae; Streptophyta; Magnoliopsida; Solanales; Convolvulaceae
Exons: 1
Coding region: 1-813 (270 amino acids)
Source: RefSeq, a predicted model, not a curated record
AUGGGGAGAGUGAACACAUCAGAAACUAACCAAUCUUCUGUGCUUCAUUUCAGCCAUCCCCACCCCCUUCACCUCUCAAAUCCUCAUCCCUUUCAAUCAUGUUCUGCCUGCUGCCUUGAGGCUAAAUCUGCAGCAGUGUACACUUGUACCCACUGCAACUUCUGUCUCCAUCAAACAUGCUUCGAAAUGCCUCAGAAACUCACACACCCUUUCGACACAGCCCACGUUCUUUCCCUCCUGCCCACGCCAGCCUACCCCGAAGGCCUAUUCAGCUGCGACGCCUGUGGGAAGCGAGGGAAUGGAUUCUCCUACCACUGCCAGCCCUGUGGCAUUGAUCUCCACACGAUAUGCGCCUCGUUGCCAAUGCUCCUCGCUCACUCGUCCCACCACCACCAGCUUAGCCUCACGUUCUCGCCUCCUUAUCAGGGAAACCGCUUCUCGUGUGAUCUGUGCAGAAAGGUGGGAUCCAAGAACUGGCUAUACCACUGCACUGCCUGUGAAUUUGACAUUCACUUGAGUUGCAUAACCACAAUCCCUGCCCCCCAUCACAUCCCAGCCAAUUCUUUCAUCAAUCCAAUGGCUCAUAACAGCCCUGUCAGGCCACCUGCAGGGAUUGAAAUGGCUACUUAUCAGCUUCAACCUCAUGGCAGACCUGUAAGGCCAGCUGGGAAUUCCACUGUAAAUCUGGGAAGUGGUCUUAUGAACAGCUUGGUUAAUGGCUUAGCUAGUGGUGCUUCUCAGGCGGCCACUCAGGCCCUUAUCCAGGGAAUAACAGGUGGAAUGGAUGGAGAAAAUGCAGAUGUUUCAUACUGA